UUUCUUCCUCUCCAAAACAAACACACACAGAUUUGCCCAUUGAUGGAUUUAGUGGAGAUUGCUUUAGUUUUUUCGUGAGCCUCCAUGCUUUCUUCCACUCAUUAGUUUUAGCUGCUGCUGUUGCUGCUUCUUCAUCAAAACAAACCCAGAUCGGGGCUUGAGACUGCAUUUCUCCAUCCACCUCCGCUUCUUUCCUCACUCGCCAUUUCUCCUUUGAAUCGACAGAUACUAUUGUGAAGAAGAGCUUGAAGCCUGGCGUCAUGGCCCCCGCACGGCUCUGCAACAGCAAUAGCUGGUUUGCGCCGUCGCAGGCUCACUAUAUGCUUGGCCGCGUUGAGAUCGGUUCUGUCAGCUCCGACUCCGGCAGUAACAUGCGUCGGGAUCUAACUAGUUUUUGGGAUCUACCUGGUUUCUGCGAUCUACCUGGUUUCUACGAUCUACCUGGUUUCUAUGAUCUACCUGGUUUCUGGGAUCUACCUGGUUUCUGGGAUCUACCUGGUUUCUGGGAUCUACCUGGCUCUGUGGCUCAGAAAUAUCUUAUAAAUGGUUGCCAGGGUUUCUUAGUUUCUGUCAUUGAUGCCAAUAGUGUGACAUUGAGACUAGAAGACAUCCCUAUGGUGUGUGAGUUUCUAGAUGUAUUUUCGGAGGAUCUCCCAAGUUUACCUCUAGAUAGGGAGAUUAAAUUUGCUAUUGAUCUUGUUCUUGGCACCGGACCUAUUUCCAAAGCCCUGUACCAUAUGGCUCCUGCGGAGUUGAAGGAGUUAAAGGUCCAACUAGAGGAACUCCUUGCGAAAAGGUUUAUACGACCUAGUGUGUCACCUUGGGGGGCUCCAAUGUUGUUUGUUAAAAGGAAGGAUGGGAGCAUGAGACUGUGCAUAGAUAUUCGAGAACUGAAUAAGGUGACUGUGAAGAACCGAUAUCAACUUCCUAGAAUUGAUGACUUGUUUGAUCAGCUUAAGGGUGGCCAAGUGUUUUCUAAGAUUGAUCUCCGAUCUGGCUACCAUCAGUUGAAGAUUAAACCUGAUGAUGUGCCAAAGAUUGCCUUCCGUACUCGCUAUGGUCACUAUGAAUUCUUGGUUAUGCCUUUUGGCUUAACAAAUGCCUCUGUGAGAUUUAUGGAUUUGAUGAAUCGAGUAUUUAGCAAGUACCUAGAUAAGUUUGUGGUUGUCUUAAUUGAUGAUAUUUUCAUUUACUCUUCUAGCCAUGCUCUUCAUGAAAAGCACUUAAGGACAGUUCUCGAGACAUUGAGAAGUAAGAGGCUGUUUGCUAAAUUUAAGAAGUGUGAAUUUUGGCUAGAUAAUGUUGCAUUCCUAGGUGAUGUUGUGACUAAGGAUGGAAUCUCUGUUGACCCCCACAAGAUUGAGGCUGUGGUGGAUUGGAAAAGGCUGAAUAGUGUUACGAAAGUCCGUAGUUUUUUGGGAUUGGCUAGUUAUUACCGUCGAUUUGUGGGGGAUUUCUCUAGAAUUGCUUUGCCAAUGACCCGUCUGAUCAGGAAGGACACCCAAUUUGAGUGGACUCUAGAAUGUGAGAAGAGGUUUUUGACCCUUAAAGAGAAACUAGUCACUACUCUUGUACUCACACUUCCCAUUAGUGGGGAAGGAUUCACUAUAUAUAGUGAUGCCUCUAAAAAGGGUUUGGGAUGUGUCUUGAUGCAGAAAGAUAAGAUAGAGAUACAAGAUUCUUAUCUCAUUUCUGGACAAGCUUAUAGCAAGCACUUGAUACUUAAGGACAUGUUGAGCACUUGCAUCCUAGAUUGGAAAGGUUCAUGGGAUCAGCACUUAUCCAUGGCUGAAUUUGCCUGUGAGAGAAGCAUUCUAGGCCUAGAAUUGGUGCAACAGUCUUCUGAGAUUGUGCAAUUGAUCAAGGAACGCCUUUGUGCUGCACAGAGCAGGUUUGGCAUCCGAGAAAAAUUGAGUCCGAGGUAUAUUGGACCAUAUCCUAUCCUGGAAAGGGUUGGUGAGAAGUAUAUUCUGGACCCGAGCCACAUCAUUGAUCCCGAACCCAUUCAGCUUCGAGAAGAUCUCACUUAUGAUGAGCGCUCGAUCUGUACUUUAGAUUUUAAGGAGAGGGUAAUGCAGAGAAGGACUAUUCGUUUUGUUAAGGUCCUUUGGGAUAACCAUUCGGUUGAAGAAGCUAUUUGGGAGUUGGAAUCUAAGAUGAGGCAGGAACAUCCACACCUCUUCCAAGAUUAAGAGAAAAAUCCCGUGAAUUAGCUAUUGUUUUGCCAAAGCCAGUUCCUCCAUGCUGUUCGUGAAUUUGGAGAAUUUUGUAUAUGUGUGUUUAUGUGCAUAUAUAUAAAUGCACAAGCUGAUUUUUGGGCUCAAAUUUCAGAUAGAAGAAAAAUAAGGAUAAAUAAAUAAAUAAAUAAGAUUUCUUUAU
Molecule: messenger RNA, 2379 nt
Organism: Rubroshorea leprosula
Lineage: Eukaryota; Viridiplantae; Streptophyta; Magnoliopsida; Malvales; Dipterocarpaceae
Source: the annotation of a GenBank genome assembly